ACACUCUGAGUGCUUUUCAUUCAUUCGUAAACAUUUGUUAAAAUAAGGUGUGUGUGAACCUGAACGUAUCGUACUCGUGUCACAUUGAAAUAAAAAGAAAAUAUAGAAAAGUGCAUGAUUUUUCAAUUAUUAAAUAUAUCAUUAAAUAAAUUACAUAUUCUUUUUAAGAAACAACAAAAAGAAUAGAUAAGAAAAGUGAAAUAAAAAUUCUUUAAUGCGAUAAGAAAGAAACAAAGUGAGUGGAGAGUGGCAAUAAAUUUGCUUAAAGUUCAAGCCUUCAAGGUUUUCCCAAUUAUUUAGUUUUUUCCCCAAAGAAAGACCAUAUUUUAUCUAUUUUUAUAUAAAUUUUAUACAUUUUUUCGUGGGUGUGUCUGAUAAAAAUUAUAUUUUUUCUUUAAAAAUUAUAUUAAAAACGCAAUUUAUUAAAAUAUAAAAAAAAAAAAAAAACAAGUAAAGAAAAAAAUCUCCAAUUGGAUUUUGACAGCAGUGACACUGACAGAUAGUGAAUUCUCGUACCACCCAUUUUUGUGUACCUACACUAAAAACCAAAAGUUUGAAGUCGUUUUUUUUAUAGAAAAUUAAAGUUUAAAAAAAAUGAAAACACCUGCAAAAUCUGUUGCUGCAGUUAAUACUGCAAAUACAACAAUAAAUAAUAACAAUAACAACACACAAGGUGGUAGUGUUAAUAAUAAUUUGGGAAAUCAAAACAAUAUGGAUUCAUCAUCAUUUUUCGAUGAUAAACAACAACAACAACAGCAACAACAACAGUUUACAGCUCCAGCUGGAAAUGCUUCGAAAAGACCUAUUUCUUUGGAUUUAAAUACUACUAAAGCUAAUCCAGCAAAGAAACAACGUAUGAGUGAAGUUGUCCCAACUCCCAUGUUGCUAGAAUCGCUAGCAACUCCUGAUUUGGAGAAGAUUCUAAUGCCAAUCAAUUUACUUCAGGAUCUUACACCGGUGCUUGCAUUUUCGUCCAAGGUUACAUCUGAACAAGAAGGUUUUGCUAAAGGAUUCGUUGAAGCUCUUAAAAGUCUUCAGAAUAAUGAUAAUAACAAUGCCCAUACCAAUGGAAUGAGUGGUGGUUCAUUUACAUACACAAAUUUGGAUGAUUCAUAUCCAGUUGCUAUUAAAGACGAACCCCAAAACCCACCACCAUCACCACCCCAACUAACUCCAAUCGAUUUGGAGAAUCAAGAAAAAAUCAAACUAGAACGCAAGAGACAACGGAAUCGAGUAGCAGCAUCAAAAUGUCGCAAACGUAAACUCGAACGCAUCUCCAAACUGGAAGAUAAAGUUAAAGAACUUAAAGGAGAAAAUGCCGACCUUGCACUAGUCUUGAAGAAUCUCAAAGAUCAUGUAUUCCAAUUGAAACAACAAGUCAUUGAUCACAUCAAUGCCGGAUGUAAUAUUGCAUUGUAUAACGGUGCGACACUUUUGCAAGGCAAAUAACAGGAGGAUUUCGCCGAUUUAAUUGAUGGCAGUGGAGGCGGAGCAAGUGGGUCAUCGCUGGACUCCUCUGAAGCUGCCACAACGGCAACAUAUGAAUUAGUUGUGCCCUCCGAAGAGGAAUCCCUCCAGCCAGUUGACAUAGCCGCCAAUGCCAAUG
Messenger RNA from Episyrphus balteatus (marmalade hoverfly), 1606 nucleotides. RefSeq names its product transcription factor Jra (gene Jra). The transcript has 3 exons. Bases 595 to 1449 code for a protein of 284 amino acids. Gene Ontology annotation, cellular component: transcription regulator complex. Lineage: Eukaryota; Metazoa; Arthropoda; Insecta; Diptera; Syrphidae. Gene Ontology annotation, biological process: regulation of cell population proliferation; regulation of transcription by RNA polymerase II; regulation of cell cycle. The record is from RefSeq and is a predicted model, not a curated record. Gene Ontology annotation, molecular function: transcription factor binding; RNA polymerase II cis-regulatory region sequence-specific DNA binding; DNA-binding transcription factor activity, RNA polymerase II-specific.